This is a messenger RNA of Branchiostoma floridae (Florida lancelet), 2483 nucleotides long. RefSeq names its product galactose-3-O-sulfotransferase 3-like. Gene Ontology annotation, molecular function: galactosylceramide sulfotransferase activity. Lineage: Eukaryota; Metazoa; Chordata; Leptocardii; Amphioxiformes; Branchiostomatidae. The coding region runs from base 280 to 1653 and encodes 457 amino acids. Gene Ontology annotation, cellular component: membrane. The record is from RefSeq and is a predicted model, not a curated record. Gene Ontology annotation, biological process: glycolipid biosynthetic process. The transcript has 5 exons.
UGUCUUUUUUUAUGUCAAUGGCUUGUUCUGAUUAUUACUAUGCAAUCAUUUUCUGUACUUGGCAACUACCUAAAAGUGAUUUCUCCAGAUAAUGUGUCGUAGAUUGAACAAAAGUGUUCAAACGUAUGGGUGACUUCACUGUAGUGUUUAAGAUGAGAUGUCGUCAGUAACAUGCAUGACCGCGCCUUUGCCUCGGGCCAGUCGGGGCACUCUUGACGGCGUCUAUACAACAAUGGAACCAAGUAUUACUAACACAAACGCCAGAAAGGUCAUUGGCCCAUGUCGCUACUGAGGAAGGCAACUCAGAUCAACAAGUCUGUAAUGGCGGCGAUGUCAAAAUCUCUGAUAGCCUUCUUAGCCUUUCAGGCGAUAUUUCUGUUCGUGGUCAUCAAAUGGAGCCGGAAUGCCGUCAUAGUCUCCAUCGGACCUUCAUCCGUCAAGCUCCAGGUCAAAGAUAGGUCAGAGUUGACGGGUUUGGUGCAUGGCGGGAACUUGCCCACAUCACGGAGUAAGUACUUCUCUCAAUCCUUCACAAGAGACACAAACCAAGGUGGUACCGCAGUGCUUGCCGGGAACUUACCUACACCAUGGAGCAACUUUCAGUCACAGUUGGUUACAAGAAGUGAGGCCAAAUGCGACCGUCCUGUCACCAAUUUCGUGUUCAUUAAGGUUCACAAGACAGCUUCUGGCUCCACGUUUAUGGUGCUGGGCCGGUUCGGCAGGAACCAUGACAUGACCAUCUGUUACCCCGCACGCCGUAGUAAGGCCCGGCACAAGACACUGUCAUACCCAAGCGGAAAAUUGAUCAGGAAGGACUGCAACCCAGCCUAUGGUAGGAACUACACCCUCCUCCUACACCACUCAAUCAUGAACAAGCCAGCCAUGGAUGGAAUCAUGGAACCCGGAACCAAGUACAUCGGCAUCAUGCGCGAACCUCUGAGUCAUUUUCGGUCGAUCUUCUUUUGGGAGCAACGCAUUUUACGUCACAAGACAAAUCCACUGGGAACAUUUCUAAAUAUAAAUGAGAAUUUUGAUCUCAGAAACAAGCAGCCAUAUUCAAAACAUCGAAAUUUUCAAGCACAUUACUUGGGUUUCCCGACAAAAUAUAUGACCAGCAAAAAUACAAGUCAGCUGUACGAAGCAAUCAGAACCGUCGCAGGCUGGUACUCCAUGGUCAUCAUAACAGAGUACUGGGAGGAAUCCCUGGUGCUGCUGAGAAGGACGUUUUGCUGGACCAUGUUUGACAUACUGCACUCAACAAGGAGACUUCACCGGCUAAAAACACGUAAAGAACGCGUCACACUUACCGACAAACAGAAAGAGACCCACAAAAGAAUGAGCAACAUAGAUUAUAUGAUGUACGACUACUUCAAUAACACAUUUUGGCAACGUGUAAGCGAGGAAGGGCCCGAGUUUUGGGAAGAAUUCACCUAUUACAGGACACUGAACGGCGAAGUAAACCAACAUUGUAACUCAGCUAGAGGGGAAAAAGUCUUUCCCGCUGGUAAAUGGAGCCGGGAGUUUGUGAUCAAUUCGACUUUCUGUCACGAACUGCGGAAAUGGGGAGAGGGGAAGUGGGCAGUAUCGUGCAGGGACGUGGUUAACAGACAAAACGAAGAGAUGAGAAAGAAGAAUCCCCAAUUAGACGAAUGAAUUAUUCAAGCUCAUGAUCACAAGACGAAUGGUAUAUACCUCGGUAUCUGCUUAUAUGCGCUAUGGGAAGCCCUCCUCCCCUACCUGUGGUGACUGUUAAGUCUACAAUACAAGAAGUAGUUGAAUUCGUGAAGAUCCUAUGGGUGAUCUUACGUCAACAUAAUGAUCAGCAAAGGAAGCCACAGACUGCACCCGUUGCGCGUACUAAAGAGACAGGGUCGACAUUACAGACUUGCCACUAGUUUGUGGCUUUGUACGACCAACUUUAGAAUAUGCGUGCCCUGUAUGGCACCCUGGUAUCACUAGUACCCAAUUUAGGGUCACAGAGAACGUACGAAAAAGAGCUUGUCACAUAAUUAUUAGUCCUAUCUUUGUUAGUUCCGACAUGGUUUUAGAUUAAUUGUCUCCGUUUCGUCUCUGUGCAACAGACGGCACGAGGCUCUGUACAAAGUUUGGUACUUCUUUGCUAAGCUCUUCGUCCCUCUCAAAAUGGCUGCCGCCAAACCGUGUGAGCCUACAUGGCAGAAACCUCAGGUCCAAACACCAGACAACACAAUUCCACUGUAGAACAGUUCAACUGCUAGGUAUAGGAAGACCACACUACCUUGUCUACAUGCGCAACAACUCAGAGUACUACAGGCGUCAAUAAGCUUUGGAUGUAUACAGUUUAUUUCAAAAGUAGUUACUGUAAGUUUUGUAAUGUUUUGAAUUAUGCAUUUCCAUUGAUGUUCAUUUUGAUUGUAAAGCAUACUGCAAUUCAGCCGAAAUAGGCUGCCACUGUAUGUUGUUGUAAGUCACUUGACGUAAAUAAACAAACCACUUUACAUUCA